Molecule: messenger RNA, 1690 nt
Organism: Formica exsecta
Lineage: Eukaryota; Metazoa; Arthropoda; Insecta; Hymenoptera; Formicidae
Gene: Josd
Product: josephin-2
Exons: 4
Coding region: 436-1140 (234 amino acids)
Biological process (GO): protein deubiquitination
Molecular function (GO): cysteine-type deubiquitinase activity
Source: RefSeq, a predicted model, not a curated record
GAGUAGCUUAAUCAGUAAGAUGUUAAAAAGUCGACUCUCUUGUGGGUUUCUAUUCAGAAUAUUUUCGCACUUUUCUGUCGAGCUCUUUCAUGACUAGAGACUAUGGACCAAUAUCAAGAGACAGAUAGAUAAAGAGAGAUUCUGCACACAUCUAUGCUCUGGUAUCAUAUCAGUCAAGAUUUUUAAUACAAAAUUCAUUGUGUUACUGUUCUCUCACAAUUAUUAUAUGCGCUUUUCCGAAUCCGAAUGAUAUUUAUCAUGUUUUUGCACACAUGAAAUCGUUGAUCAUAUUAACAGAGUGAUCGUGAGUUAUUAAGAUUCCAGCCAAACAACUCGCCGAUGUCAUUUAUUGGUUAUUAAAUUUUUCGAAAAGUUUCUACGCAAAAAAAAAUAUCAACACACAUUACAGAGGACGGAAAAAAUUAUGUAGUAACAAUGGUUGUAAGCACAGCGACUGAUAUGACUGGAUCCAUAUACCAUGAGCGACAAGUGAAGGAGCUAUGUGCAUUACACGCACUAAAUAAUUUGUUUCAAGAGCGUGGCUUUAGUAAACAGGAAUUGGAUCAAAUUUGUUACAGUUUAAGUCCUGAUGUAUGGAUUAAUCCUCAUAAGUCAUUACUAGGACUUGGCAACUAUGAUAUUAAUGUUAUUAUGGCUGCUCUUCAAAGAAGAGGACGCGAAGCUGUAUGGUUUGACAAACGUAGGGACCCUAAAUGUUUGUGUUUAGAUAACAUUGAAGGUUUUAUACUUAAUGUUCCAACUGAAUAUAAAUUAGGUUUUGUGUUACUUCCUUUGAAACGACGUCAUUGGAUUGCUCUAAAAAAGAUUCAUGGUGCCUUUUAUAAUCUUGAUUCAAAAUUGGACUCACCACAAUUAAUAGGAAAGGACAACGAUUUACUCAUAUAUCUAAAGGACCAGAUAGAUAGCAAGGAAAAGGAACUAUUCCUUGUUGUUUCUACAGAAAUUGAUAGCAAUCAAGGAUGGUUAAUAGACACAUGUGAAAACAAAGAUGACAAUAACAUGGAUCAUGAUUCCAUUAGAUAUAUCGAGGAUGGAUAUCCAGAUUUAGAUUUGAAAAAGUCAGAGUCCAAAGAGAUGAAUGAAAAUGAAGAAUUUCUAGAUAAUAAAAAUUCUAGAUAAUUGGAGCCAUUAUGCUCCACUUAAAUGUUUAUUUAUUCAUUGUUACAAUCUUAAGUAAAAAGGUGGCUAGUUGUUGCAAAGACUCAGAAUUAUGAAAAAAAAGAGAAAGAAAAAUGAAGCAAAUAAGGAAAAUUAUGUCUAAUGAGUGUUUUACUGAAAGUGUUUCACAGUAAUAUUUCCAUUCCACAUAAUAUAAAUACAAUUUUUUUUUAUUUAUUUAUUUUUCUUAAGAAAGUCAUUUAUGCGAAUGUAUCACAUUGUGUAUAUCACAUGAUAUAUUUCAUGUACAAUUUACAUAACACAUUUUAUGUGAAACAAUGCAAUUUAAAAAAUAACAUGUAAGAUAUGUAGCGUUUAGUAUUUAUUAAAAAUGAAAAAUGUUGCUUUAUUAAAAGGUAAUAUGUAUAAGAGAAUAAUUCAUAUUUAAACGACAGCUAUUCACAUGAAUUGUGAGAAGGUAUUUAUAUGUAUACGUAUCGUGAUAUUAUUUAUUGUGAUAAUCAUAUCUGUUAUUUUAUUGCUUGUGUAAAUAAAUACUUAUAAUAUAAAA